AUGCUGGGAAGCUGUGGAAUAAAGAAUUGCGAGGAUGUGCUGGAUGGCGGCGCUUUAACGGUCUGCGCAGAGAGAACUGAGAUUGCCAAGGGUCCAAUGGGGGGACAUCGACCUCCGCUGGAACUGGCAAUGGACGUGCAGACCGUCAUGGAAUCCUCAAGCGGCACACCGCCUUCCAUGGUGGAUGCAAAGAAGGCCUCUCCUGUCAGUCCUUCCUCUCAUUCCUGGCCUUCUGUUUCCUCCGAGAUCAGCAAAUCCAGUAUCUGCGUACAAAAUCCCACACUUGCACUUGAUGAAUCGGAGGAGCGGCUGAACUCCGGUCAGAUGGAAAUUUUCACCGAUUCUAUUCAACCAAACACUGAUGGCAUCUAUUUCUGUCACCUGUGUGAAUACACUGGUAAGCGCUGA
Messenger RNA from Hydatigera taeniaeformis, 408 nucleotides. NCBI's taxonomy places the organism in Eukaryota, Metazoa, Platyhelminthes, Cestoda, Cyclophyllidea, Taeniidae. The record is from the annotation of a GenBank genome assembly.